Effrenium voratum is the source of this 1068-nucleotide messenger RNA. The record is from the annotation of a GenBank genome assembly. Lineage: Eukaryota; Dinophyceae; Suessiales; Symbiodiniaceae.
AUGGAAGCGAAGAGGAGCAAAGGCCCUGGCAGCGUGUCGCUGGAGUCGCUCGGCGCGCGGCUGCAGGCCACAGAGGUCUUGGCCAAGAAGCCGGAGGGCUUGGAUGCGUUUAUCUGUACCCAUCAUGGCACUUUCCAUGCCGAUGAGGUAAUGGCCUGUGUCAUGCUGAAGUGCCUGGACCAGUUCCAGAGCCUCCCGGUGCUGCGCAGCCGCGAGGCCGCGGAAAUCGACCAGGCCACCAUCGUGGUGGAUGUGGGCGGAACCUACGAGCCGGAGAAGCAGCGCUUCGACCAUCAUCAGAAGACCUUCACGGAGACUUACUCUGAGGCCUACAGCGGCAUCAAGCUCUCCAGCGCCGGCCUGGUCUUCAAGCAUUUCGGGCCCGCGGUGGUCGAGGCCAUCUGCGGGCCCUUGGACGAGAAGUCCAAGGCUGCCAUCCUCGCCAAGACCUACGACGGCCUGAUCCGGGAGCUGGAUGCCCAAGACAAUGGCGUGCAGGUGGCGGAUGAGCCACGCUACCGCUUCGUCACGAACCUGGGCUCGCGAGUGGGACGGCUGAACCCGAGCUGGCAGGAGCCCAGCACCCCGGAGGUGGAGAACGCGCGCUUCAAGGAGGCGCUGCUGGUGGCGGCCAAGGAGUUCUGUGACAUCGUCGGGGGCUAUGCAGCUCAUUGGCUGCCAGCGCGGUCGCUGGUGAAUCAGGCGCUGGAGAAGCGACAGGAGGUGCACAGCUCGGGCGAGAUUAUGCUGCUGACGCAGUUCUGCCCCUGGCAAGAUCACCUCUUCGACUUGGAGGAGGAGGAGGAGGCAAACCGCACACCUCUGGUCAAGUACGUCAUCUUCCAGGACAGCCGUGGCAGCUGGCGGGUGCAGGCGGCUCCCAAGGUGCGUGGCAGCUUCGAGCUGAGGCUAAAGCUUCCGGACGAUUGGUGUGGUCUCCGGGACCAAGAGCUCAGCGACAAGGCCGGCAUCCCAGGUUGCGUCUUCGUCCAUGCGAAUGGCUUCAUUGGUGGCAAUUCGGCGAAGGAAGGCGCGCUGGCCAUGGCCACCAAGGCCUUGGAGCAAUGA